Cladophialophora immunda is the source of this 834-nucleotide messenger RNA. RefSeq lists its product as uncharacterized. Lineage: Eukaryota; Fungi; Ascomycota; Eurotiomycetes; Chaetothyriales; Herpotrichiellaceae. Bases 1 to 726 code for a protein of 241 amino acids. Gene Ontology annotation, molecular function: carbon-sulfur lyase activity. The record is from RefSeq and is a predicted model, not a curated record. The transcript has 2 exons.
AUGAGCAAAGAGCAGGAUCACCUUCCCUCUAAAAGAGACAACGAAAGCCCAGAGGCUCAUCAAUACCAGGCGGGUUCCAGCACCGACCGCCCAGAAGAUGAGUGGAAACAUCGCGAGCCCUAUCGUCUUCACGAGAAGAACGAAAACUUUCCCGUAAAAUGGGAGGGCCAGUGCCAUUGUGGAAAAGUCACAUAUCAGUUGAGUCGAGACAAGCCGUUGGCGGCCAAAUAUUGUCAUUGCACAACGUGCCAGAGAUUACACGGAGCGCCCUUUCAAUGGGCCGCCAUCUUCCAUAAAUCCGACAUCAAUUUCACAAACGGCCACCACGACCUAGGCUGGUACGAUCCCAGUGCCAAAUCCACCACCCACCACCUCCCUUGUAAGGUCUCUUGCGCGUAUUGCCGUGCCCCUAUCAUGGACGAAGGGCGGAACAUGAUCCUCCUUUUUCCACCUCUUAUCAAGGACAUCAACACCCCCGCCGGUCGAGAGGCUUUCCGACCAACCUGUCACAUGUUCUACACACAGCGAGUGGCAAACUUCAAGGGUGAUGGGAUCGUGAAAUGGAAUGGACUAGACAACAUGAGCGAUCUGUUGGACGAUGAUGAGAAUGUUUUGGUGAAAUGGGAGGAGAACAUGGACGACAAGAAGAUGGAGCAGAAGAAGAGGGAAUUUCUAGAGUUCACGCAACGCGAGCAGGUCAAAAGAGUGAAGAAGUCCGACGAGUAAACUUGAGGAGUGGGAGGCACUGAGCAUAUAUCUGUGAUUUUGACUUAGAUGUGAGAGCUGGUUCUCAGAGCUGGUACUCAGCAACAAUGAUGGUGACAUGUGAAGCAA